CCAGAAACCCUCCUCCACCCACCAAAUACCACCAACCCAUCUCUUAUUUUAUUUUUUUUCUUAUAUAUUUUUGGAUUAAUAUACAUAUAUAUACGCAUAUAACUAUAUAACCAUAUAUAUAGUCCAUAUUUGAUUUAUUAUUUUUAUAGUUAUAUUGUAUAUCCACUGCGGUAUGCUCUUUUGGGUUCUCAGAUUUGCUUGUUCUUGAGCAGCAGAAAGAUCUUAACCUGAGAAAAUGAGAGGUGGUGGUUUGUGGCAACUUGGUCAGUUAGUAACUCGCCGUCUUGCUCAGGCUGAAAAGAAGGCUGUUGCUCGCCGGUACUUUGCCUCAGAGGCUGACCUCAAAAAGACUGUUCUUUAUGAUUUCCAUGUUGCCAAUGGUGGGAAAAUGGUGCCGUUUGCUGGAUGGAGCAUGCCCAUUCAGUAUAAAGAUUCAAUCAUGGAUUCUACUGUGAAUUGUAGGGAGAAUGGUAGCCUCUUUGAUGUCUCCCACAUGUGUGGGCUGAGCCUUAAGGGGAAGGACUGUGUUCCGUUCCUCGAAAAGCUUGUCAUUGCUGAUGUUGCUGGGCUUGCUCACGGAACUGGGACCUUAACUGUGUUUACAAAUGAGAAGGGAGGAGCAAUUGAUGAUUCUGUUAUCACAAAAGUGAAAGAUGAUCACAUCUAUCUGGUUGUGAAUGCUGGAUGUAGAGAUAAAGAU
Carica papaya (papaya) is the source of this 700-nucleotide messenger RNA. NCBI's taxonomy places the organism in Eukaryota, Viridiplantae, Streptophyta, Magnoliopsida, Brassicales, Caricaceae. The record is from RefSeq and is a predicted model, not a curated record.